UAAGGAUUCAGUAACAAGAAUCCGACGUAUCCAACGUUACAAUUUAUGUACACGUUUACGGAACACAGUUCGCGUGCGCGUGCAAUAUUUAAAGAUGUGGCCAACCGAGCGUUUGCUUGUCUUUUGCAUUAAACUUCCUAGUGCGUAUUUGCAGAUUUGGCAUGUUCUCUGCGGUUGUGCACGUGGUAAUGGCAUAAAAUCAACGUCUCGCUUACAGUUUCUUUAUGUAUCGAAGACUGCUUCCUUGGCGUCCUGGAAAUAUCAGAUUUAUUACAUCUCUAGGCAAAUUGUUCUGUUGUGGAAAUUGAUCGAAUCUUGAGUCGGAGAUAAGCAAAUCACACAGGAAGACUCAAAAUUCAUCUCUAUUACAAACGUAGAAAUAUUCAGCAUCAACCAAACAACAAAAAGCACAACACCAUUUCUUUCCAGUCUCCACGCUAUGCCAGAGAUUUCAGUACGCUUAAAACAAACAAGUGAAAUAUCCAUUCCACUCGACAUGAGAACAAUCACAUCCAACAGUAUAAAAAAGAAAAAAAAAGUUACAGGAAAAUAGUAAAAAAGCAUCGAAAAAAAAAAACACUCCAAACUCCCAGUAUUCGCGUAGAUUUUUAGACAGUUUAAAAUAAAAAAAGAAGUAAAAGCGAAAAAUAUCACGGCUUGUUUACAUAGUUACCAGAGAGCGGAUUCCCGUAGGAAGGAAAAGGGUCAUGACAUACAAGCGCCAUCAGUUAUAUGACGUGAGUCCGAGGAUUUUUCACCAUUCUGAAAAGUUUGAGCAACGAGGAGCUAUUCAUUAAGCUGUAUACGUCGGGGAAAUGCUCGGCAGCAAAGUGUGUGGUGUAUGCAUACAACCCAACCGACAUUCACACGCAAGAUACGGAAGUUUCGACAAUGCGCACAUACACACAUAUUUCUCUACUAUUAUUCUUACAUCAGCCAUAUAUUUGACAGAGUAUUGAAUACAAAAAAUUCAGGAUCAAUCCAUCAUUAGUAUAUAAAGUUUCCUUUCCUGCAAAUGGCUCUUUUAUUUACAGGCAUGUGGGACUCAACAAUGUUCCUGAGUACUCUUACUCCAAAAUUUUAUGUAGCUCUUACAGGAACGUCAUCUCUUAUAUCAGGUCUCAUUUUAAUUUUUGAAUGGUGGUAUUUCAGAAAGUAUGGUACAUCUUUCAUAGAACAGGUAUCUUUAAAUCACAUUUCUCCGUGGAUUGGCGGUGGAGAUGCUAAUUCUGAUAAUAACAAUAGUAGUACAAACACUACAAAUUCAUCAAAUCAAAAUGUGCCUGAGUGUAAAGUAUGGCGUAAUCCAAUCAAUUUAUUUAGAGGAGCAGAAUAUCAAAGAUUUUACUGGGCCACUAAUAAAGAACCUUUGACAUAUUAUGACAUGAAUCUGUCAGCUCAAGAUCACCAGACAUUUUUUACCUGUGAAGGUGAUAAAGGCAAAGCAGAGUAUGAAAUUAUGCAGACUGCAUGGCGUGAAAGAAAUCCAGUUGUACGAAUAAAGGCAGCACACAGUGCAUUGGAGCGUAAUCCAGACUGUGCACCUGCUUAUAUUUUACUUGCAGAAGAGGAAGCAACUACAAUUUUAGAAGCUGAAAAAAUUCUCAAACAUGCUCUCAAAGUAGCAGAAAAUAAUUAUAGAAAAUCUCAAAAUACUCAGCACCAAGGAGCUAAUGCUGAAGCAAUACACAGAAGAGACACUAAUGUUCUUAUUUAUGUUAAGAGAAGACUUGCCAUGUGCGCUAGAAAACUAGGAAAGCUCAAAGAAGCUGUUAAAAUUUUUAGAGAUCUAACCAAAGAAGUACCUCCAAUCAUGAAUGUACUGAACAUUCAUGAAAAUUUAAUAGAGGCUUUACUAGAAAUGCAAGCCUAUGCUGAUGUACAAGCAGUGCUAGCCAAGUAUGAUGACAUAAGUUUGCCAAAAUCAGCUACAAUAUGUUAUACAGCAGCAUUACUAAAAGCUAGAUUAGUAGCAGACAAAUUUUCUCCAGACAUUGCAAGCAAAAGAGGUCUAACAACUGCUGAGCUGUCAGCAGUUGAGGCAAUUCAUAGAGCAGUAGAGUUCAACCCACAUGUCCCAAAGUACUUAUUAGAAAUGAAACCCCUUAUUCUACCACCAGAACAUGUACUGAAAAGGGGUGACUCAGAAGCAAUAGCAUAUGCUUUCUCUCACUUACCACAUUGGAAACAGAUGGAAGGUGCACUCAAUCUACUACACUGUACUUGGGAAGGUACCUUUAGAAUGUUACCUUACCCUUUGGAAAAGGGCCACCUUUUUUAUCCUUAUCCGACUUGUACAGAGUGUGCAGAUCGUGAACUUUUACCAUCAUUCCAUGAGGUGAGUGUCUACCCAAAAAAGGAACUACCUUUUUUCAUCCUUUUUACUGCUGGACUGUGUUCAUUCACGGCUCUGGUCGCCCUACUCACACAUCAGUAUCCUGACACUAUGGGAGUGGUUGCCAGGUCUAUGUUAUCCUGGAUUUCCAUGCCCUUCCAUUAUGUGCUUGAAAAGCUAGAGGCCAUCUUACCGACAAAUAUAUUGCAACAACUCUCUAGAAUAUAAGCUUCAAAUUUGUUGUCUAUUUCCCUCUAUGUCUGUCUAUCUCUCUUUAUUGUUUUUUUUUAUCUCACAGUGAGAACUACCUGGUGAAAAUAAUUUUGUAUUUUAUUCAACUUUAGCAAGUUUGGAGACUUUUUAAAGACUAUUUUUGUUCACAUCUUGAAUGGACUGAUAUUUUAAUUAAUUUUAUUUAAUAUUUAACGCUUAGAUUUUAUUUAUAAAGCUAAAUAUUUAUUGUAAUUUAAGAUUGAAAACAUGAUUGUGAUCUUAAAAUGUUGAAGUGUGAUUUCAAACGUUUUGUUGCAUUUUCACCAAGUAAAUCUCAGAUAAAAAAAAUAACGAAACUAAUGUGAUAUUUGCGAUAUUUCAAAGAUUUUUGCGUUCCUUAAACUUCCAUUGCUCAAGCAUGCAAAAUAUUAUGACGAUAUGAGUACCCAUAACUUCCUUCGUUUCGUCUUUUUGAUAAAAAUUAAAACGCUUCAAAUUUAAUACAGUUGCAUAGGAAACGAAUUGUGGUUUUUUAAUGCUUCUGUAAUUUUUCACGUGUUUUUUCUGUAAUUUUCAUCAGCAAGACGAAACCAUUAUUAUGAGGACUGAUAAACUAACAUAUUUAUAUAAUCACUUAAUUACUUACUAAUUUAAGUCAAUUAAAAGUAUUUACAUUACCAAACUCGGUGUACAAAAUAAAAAUAUAAUGUG
Phymastichus coffea is the source of this 3259-nucleotide messenger RNA. Its product is annotated as protein ST7 homolog. The transcript has 4 exons. Gene Ontology annotation, molecular function: protein binding. The coding region runs from base 1016 to 2563 and encodes 515 amino acids. The record is from RefSeq and is a predicted model, not a curated record. Lineage: Eukaryota; Metazoa; Arthropoda; Insecta; Hymenoptera; Eulophidae.